Fonsecaea erecta is the source of this 1083-nucleotide messenger RNA. RefSeq lists its product as hypothetical. Lineage: Eukaryota; Fungi; Ascomycota; Eurotiomycetes; Chaetothyriales; Herpotrichiellaceae. The transcript has a single exon. The coding region runs from base 1 to 1083 and encodes 360 amino acids. The record is from RefSeq and is a predicted model, not a curated record.
AUGGCUGGACGAUACAUCCCCCCCGCGCUCCGCGCGAAACGUGAACAGCACGUUGACAAGGCCGGCGACCCCGACCACGACCACGUCCCGGACUCCACGCCCCCGACCCUGCGCGGAGGCUACGGCCGACCACUCACGAUGACCAGAUUGGACGCUCUUCCGGACGGAGAUCUCUGUUCGACGAAGGAGAUUGAACGCCACUUCUGGCCAGACCGGGAGCACGAAACUACAGGCGCCAAACAAACGACGUUGCAUGAUUCUGCGGCGACUCCAGGGGUCCUCAGUUACGUGCUGCUGUUCAAAGGCGCAAAUCCACGGUGGCAGGACGACGGGAUCAUCUUUACGAAGUCGAGUUUGCAGCUCUUGCCAUCUGACUUGGCUGACAAAACAGAGGAUAAAGAUGCUCCAGAAGGAACCGGGCCAGAAAGUGUCGGGGCUUCUUCGACUUCCCAUGGCGGCGAUGGCAAGGAGAACAGGCUCAAUGAAGCAGUUGGACCAGAGCCCGAAGAAGCCAACCGAGGCAGUAAAAUUGAGUCUGCCACCGGUACCGAAGCCAGGAAACGACAAGGCCCCAUUGCAGUGUUCAGUCAAGUCCGCCGCACCCAGAACGAUUCGUCGCGCACCUUCAAGUUCGCGGGGUACUACCGCAUCGUGCGCCUCACGUUCCUCCAACCCCACUCGGCCGACCUGGUCCGCAUGCUGGAGCAGAAGUGGAGUCUGAAGGAUCCGCGCACAGGACACGUCCGGCCGAGACAGCGAGGCGCGAGCGCGUGGCAGGAGUCCCUGAACAUGGAGUGGGCGGUGGUCAAGUUCGAGAGGGACGAGGCGGCGAUGCGGAGCCUGGGACCGUUGAAGGUGGAGAGACUGGAAGAUGAUGAGGAGAAAGAAGGGUUUGAGCAGGGACGAGACGGCGGCGGUGGUGGAAGGAGCAGGAGGAUAAGUCAAUAUGAGAAGAAGAAGGGGCUCAAUGAGUUAUUGCGCGAGUUGAGGAUGGGUGACGAGGCGAACAAAGAGAAGGGCGACGGAGCACAGGAGCAGAAGGAGAAGGAGACAUUCGACAACCUCGCAAAGGAGGAGCAAUAG